Molecule: messenger RNA, 2127 nt
Organism: Penicillium taxi
Lineage: Eukaryota; Fungi; Ascomycota; Eurotiomycetes; Eurotiales; Aspergillaceae
Product: sodium:solute symporter family protein
Exons: 6
Coding region: 1-2127 (708 amino acids)
Biological process (GO): urea transmembrane transport
Cellular component (GO): plasma membrane
Molecular function (GO): urea transmembrane transporter activity
Source: RefSeq, a predicted model, not a curated record
AUGUCUGCGAGCGACUUGCCUAAUCUUCAUUUGAUUCCCCAGGGAGCUGCCUAUGGCCUUCUUGUUGGCCUUGGUGCCCUUUUUUGUGGCUUCAUCUUGUUUGCUUUGAAAGUUCAGAAGAAUUAUCUCUCCGAGGAUGCUGAGAAAUCCGAGAUGUUCAUGGUCGCCAAUCGAUCAGUAGGAAAAGGAUUAACAGCUUCCGCUGUAUUUUCAUCCUGGAUGUGGAUCAAUGAGACAGUCUUAGCAGCAGCUAUGUGUUUCCGUUAUGGACUUGCCGUGCCACUAUGGUGGGGUUCAGCUCUCUGCUUCGAGAUUGCAUUAAUGGCUGCUCUAGGUGUAAUGGCCAAGAUUCGAGUCCCGUAUGCGCAUACAUCACUUGAGGUUGUGCGCAUGCGAUACGGCCGAGUUGCUCAUCUCGUCUUCAUCGCUUUGAAUCUUGUCAACAACGUUUUUGGUUGCGCCUCAAUGAUCAUGACAGGUUCCCAACUGAUCCACGGUGUUUCAGGAAUGCAUUUUAUCGCUGCAACAAUUUUAAUUCCCGUUGGAGUGGUUCUUUAUACAGCAGUAGGUGGUUUGAAAGCCACAUUUCUCACGGAUUAUUUACAUACAGCUAUCGCACUGAUUCUCAUCAUCUACUUUACUCUCUCGAUUCUCACACAUUCGAUGGUCGGUGGACUGAGUGGUCUUUACGACAAGGUGUCCGCCACUGCAAGCGAAAACUAUAUUUCAGGAAAUUAUCAAGGCUCGGUCCUAACCUUCAAAUCGAAAGGUGCCAUAAUCUGGGGGUUAAUUAUCAAGUUUGGUAAUCUUGCUUUGGUGGUCAUGGAUACAGCGUUUUGGCAGAAAUCUUUUGCCACUGAAGUCAAGGCCACCGUUCCAGGGUAUAACAUUGCCGCGAUCGCAGUCUUUGGAAUUCCUUGGGGACUAGGAACAGUCAUUGGACUCACAGCUCGAGCUAUCCAAUAUACACCGAUUUUCCCAACUUACCCUGGCACACUUACUUCCGCGGAAGUGAACAUGGGAAUGGUCAUGCCCUACACCAUUAAGGCACUCAUUGGGACCAAGGGGAUUGUGGCAUUCAUUAUCCUUUGUUUCAUGGCUCUAACGAGUAGCGUUUCCUCCAGCAUGAUUGCUGUCAGCAGCAUACUGUCCUACGAUCUUUAUAAAACCUACAUUAAUCCCCAGGUGACAGACAGAGUACUGGUCCGAGUGAGUCAUCUGACGGUCAUUAUACAUGGAGUAUUCAUCACCGGCAUUUCUAUUGCUUUGAACUACGGAUCCGCCAAUAUGACUUGGAUAGGCUAUCUAAGACCUAUAGUGAGCUGUCCUGGAAUCAUUCCUCUCAUACUUACGCUCUUCUGGUCACGUCAAACUCGUUUGGCUGCAAUUGUCUCGCCUGUACUUGGUUUCUUUUCCGGCCUCGCUGUAUGGCUAGCUACUGCAAAGUCAAUGUACGGGACAAUUGAUAUGGCUACUACAUCGAACCAGCUCCCCGCUUUGUAUGGAGCUAUUGCGUCAUGCUUCUCACCUGCAAUUUAUUCCGUUAUCAUCUCGCUAUACAACCCAUACGUAUUUGACUGGAGAGAAUUCCUUCGAAUCGAACUAGCUGAUGAGGCGUAUCUCAAUGGAGAUUCGGAGAGGAAUACGCUUCAUGAAAGAGAUGUUCAACAACAUACCAGAGAGGACCCUGAUUCAGAGAAGCCGAUUUACAAUGUGACAAAAUCGGAGGAACACAGCGGCGAAAAAAUUCAAGACCUUGAAAAGACUGCUGUUGCAACAGAGAUAUCGACAUCAAGAGCAAGUACUGAUCUCGAUAACCUCCAGCACCCAUUCGAUGAAGCGACACUCAAAGACUUGCGUCAAUGGCUCAAAAUUGCAUGGAUAAUUUUUAUCGUCAUUGUUCUGAUAACCUUUGUCGCAUGGCCACUUCCACUCUAUCGGGACUACAUCUUCACCAAAUCUUUCUUUUCUGGAUGGACAACUGUCGCCAUCAUAUGGCAGUUUGGUGCAUUUGGCGCAGUGGUUGUUUACCCCCUAUAUGAUGGGAGGGAUGCUAUUGGGAAAAUUAUACGACUGGGCAAAUCAAAUAUUUUGAGGAGAGCGGAUGACGGGACAUGCCCAACAUGA